AUGAGGUGCAGCGGGGGGAUUGAGCCGCGCUCCUCCUCGGUGAAGCCGGAGCGGAGGAUCUCCGCCGAUUUCGAGGUGUGGCGACGGCGGCGCGCGGUAGGAGAAGGAGCUGGAGGGCGGAUCGAAGUGGAGCUUGGAGUUGAGGAUUGGGUGGGAAAUCUGGAGCUUGCGGAGGGCGUUUUGGUAAAUUUGGGAGUUGGGGGGUUUGGAGAGGAGGAGGGCGACGGCGGUGAUGCCGGUGCCGCCGGGGACGGCCCGGCACCAGCUGUGCUCGGUGGCGCCGGCCGGCCGGGUCAUGGGCUCGGCUUCGCUGAAAACCCAUCAUCAUCGCCCAGCCCAACACCACCACGACGGCUCUUCACCACCUCGGCGCCCGACACCACCUCGACGCCGCCCGGCCCGUCACCACCCCGGCGGCCCGUCACCCCGUCAUCGCUCGAUACCCCCUCGGUCGACCCGUCACCACCCCGGCGCUCCGACUCCACCGGCGCCCCUCACCUCGAAACCACCUCGGCCGGAGACCCGGUCACCAACCCAGUACCACCCAUUCCCACCCAGAACAUGGACAUUAAUUCAUCUUUUUUAAAUGAGGAUUUGAAUGGUGCCAAUAUUGAAGCAGCUGAUAUUAUUGGCGUUGAUUUGGAGCAUCCCGAAUUGGAGCCACCUGAGAUGUUGGAACAGGAAGAGGGAGAAUUAGUUUUAUCGCGAAGAAGAUGGAGAAUUUCAGGCUCGGUCUGCGUCAAUCUGUUCGACCCGAAGCCGAACUCAUACCAAUAUGUGGCAUGCCUUUCAGAAAUUCUAUGGCUCCAAUCUGAAUUCUAUUCACAUACCCAAUCUGUGUAUGCUAACCUGGAGAUUGCCGCGGGUCGAAAGCCGAGAUCGAAAGCCGAUGUUUUCUUGGUCGAAGACUCGAUUUUAUAG
Striga asiatica is the source of this 921-nucleotide messenger RNA. Lineage: Eukaryota; Viridiplantae; Streptophyta; Magnoliopsida; Lamiales; Orobanchaceae. The record is from the annotation of a GenBank genome assembly.